AUGGCACCCAAGCAGGCGACACUCGGGUAUGUCAAAUCCGGCCAGAGCACAAUUGGGGCCAAUUUCAGCAAAUUCUUUGGUGCAAAGGGUGUACCGCCUCAGCAGACAAAGCUCUCUUUCAGUAGCAGGGCUAAAAAGGAAGAGGCCAAAGAGGAUGAAGAGGCUGAUGUGAAGGCUAAGUCGCCGUCAGAUUCUGAAAAAGACACAAAGAAGCGAGCACGAUCAGAAGACAAGACCAAGCCAGAGCCGACCCCCAUUAAGCAAGAGGAAGUCGAUGACGAUAGCGAUGGACCUGUCACAAAGCGAGCACGACGAACUCGAAAGCGAGUGGAGGAAGACGAAGGCGAUGAUGGGAUGAUCGACGAACCCGUCAAGAAGGAGAAAUCAGCAUCCCCUAAGAAAUCCAAACCGGCGAGCCCUCCACCAAAACCUAAAUCACCCAAGAAGUCAAAGGCUAAGCCCAAGCCCAAGGCAAAGGCAACUAAAGAACCUACCCCAGAGGAAAUUGAUGAGCCUACCAAAGAGGAAGCAUCUACAGCAUCGGCUUCAGAAGCAGAAGUCGAAGAGGAUGAUGCCGAAGAGAAGCCCGAAAUUGCUGCCAAAGCUCGCGAGAAGGUUCAAACCAAGUUCAAGUCCAAGACAAAAGACCCUUAUCCUGACUGGAAGCCUGGUUCUUCAGUCCCGUAUGCGGCUCUAUGCACAACGUUCUCUCUUGUUGAGAUGACAACCAAGCGUUUGAUCAUUAUGGAGCACUGUUCCCUAUUUCUUCAACAGGUCAUGCGUCUAACACCCGAAGACCUACUACCUACUGUUUUACUAAUGAUCAACAAACUCGCUCCCGACUAUGCUGGUAUUGAGCUCGGUAUUGGUGAAUCCUUGAUCAUGAAGGCUAUUGGCGAGACUACCGGACGAAGUCUUCAGGUGAUCAAGGCUGAUCAGAAAGAUAUUGGAGAUCUUGGGUUGGUGGCAGUAAAGAGCCGAUCGACCCAGCGCACUAUGUUCAAGCCCAAGGCUCUGACUAUCAGAGGAGUCCACCAAGGAUUGAUGGGUAUUGCCACCGUUACCGGAAACGGUGCUCAGGGUCGAAAAGUAGAUGGUAUCAAGAAGCUUCUCGCUGCGGCUGAUGCCAAUUCUACUGGCAAAGUCGACAUUACCAAGGAUAAGGGCGGACCCAGCGAGGCCAAGUUUAUUAUUCGGUUCCUGGAAGGAAAACUAAGACUUGGUCUGGCUGAGAGAACAGUGCUAGUCUCUCUGGCCCAGGCUAUAGUUGCUCAUGAAGCAGAUGCCAAGGGCAAGGUCCCUAGCACCUCGGAUUUGGAAAAAGGAGAGUCCAUCUUGAAAACGGUAUACAGCGAGCUUCCCAGCUACGAUGUAAUUAUCCCCGCAAUUCUCGAACAUGGUAUCAUGAAGCUUCGAGAAAACUGCAAGCUCCGACCCGGUGUACCUCUGAAGCCCAUGUUAGCCAAGCCAACCAAAGCGAUUACUGAAGUCCUUGACCGUUUUGAAGGUCAGACUUUCACCUGCGAGUACAAGUAUGACGGUGAAAGAGCGCAAAUCCACUACGUGGCAAAAGAUUCUCCUCAGGAGCUGAACGAAGCGAGCCAGGGUGCAGCCAAGGAGGUAGGAGCUGGUGUUGCUAGUAUUUUCUCCAGAAACUCCGAGGAUCUCUCCAAGAAGUAUCCGGAUAUCCUGGCUAAACUUCACACUUGGGUUAAGCCUGAUACCAAGAGCUUUGUCCUGGAUUGUGAGACAGUAGCCUGGGAUGUUGACGAGAAGAAGGUGCUGCCCUUCCAGCAGCUUAUGACACGCAAAAAGAAGGAUGUCAAGGUUGAGGAUGUAAAGGUCAAGGUUUGUGUAUUUGCGUUCGAUCUUUUGUACCUCAAUGGAGAAGCAGUUGUCGAGAAAGCACUUCGUGAGCGACGUGAGCUUCUCCAAGCCGCCUUCAGCCCUGUGGAGGGCGAGUUUUCCUUUGCUACCCAUAUGAACGGCCAAGAAUUGGAUGAGAUUCAAGUUUUCCUUGACGACAGUGUCAAGGCGUCCUGUGAAGGUCUCAUGGUUAAGAUGUUGGACGGAACUGAGAGUGGGUACGAGCCCAGCAAACGAAGUCGUAACUGGCUCAAGAUCAAGAAGGAUUACCUCUCGGGUGUUGGUGACUCUCUGGAUCUUGUUGUUCUGGGUGCGUACUAUGGCAAAGGCAAGCGUACAUCCGUUUAUGGUGCGUUUCUCUUGGCCUGCUACAAUCCCAAUUCGGAAACCUAUGAAACUGUUUGCAAUAUCGGCACCGGUUUCUCUGAGCAGGUUCUUGAGGAACUUCACAAGCAGCUCUCAGACAUCACCAUCGACCGGCCCAAGCCCUUUUAUUCCCACUCGUCUGGCGGCCAGCACCAGCCUGAUGUCUGGUUUGAGCCUCGCUAUGUUUGGGAGGUCAAGACAGCGGACUUGACUCUCAGCCCGCGUUACAAGGCCGGUGCCAAGGAAGGCGUUGACCCAUCAGGCAAUAAGGGCAUCAGUCUCCGGUUCCCUCGCUUCAUCCGCGUGCGUGAUGAUAAGAAGGCCGAUGCGGCUACAACAAGUCGGCAGGUUGCCGAAAUGUACCGCAAGCAGGAGAGCGUGACAAAGAACAAGGGCCCCUCUGUGGAUGACGACUUUGAGUACUAG
Messenger RNA from Fusarium sp. VM40, 2658 nucleotides. Lineage: Eukaryota; Fungi; Ascomycota; Sordariomycetes; Hypocreales; Nectriaceae. The record is from the annotation of a GenBank genome assembly.